Colletotrichum navitas is the source of this 2013-nucleotide messenger RNA. RefSeq names its product carboxylesterase. The transcript is spliced from 3 exons. The record is from RefSeq and is a predicted model, not a curated record. NCBI's taxonomy places the organism in Eukaryota, Fungi, Ascomycota, Sordariomycetes, Glomerellales, Glomerellaceae. The coding region runs from base 1 to 2013 and encodes 670 amino acids.
AUGCCUUCCAUCACGCAGACCCUCGUUUCUCUUCUGUCAGCCGCCGCGUACGUCGGCCAAGUCCGGGCGGUUGAUCCGUUCGUCGAUCUUGGCUACACGACGCUGCAGGGCGUCGCCGAGCCGGGCGGUGCGACGCGAUGGCUGGGCGUCAGAUACGCCGCGCCGCCGCUGGGCCCGCUCCGGUUCGCCGCGCCGGUAGACCCCCCAAGCACGACUGAGAUGGUCGAUGCCUCGAGCUUCCGCCCGAUAUGCCUCGCCCGGAGCGCGUCAGACUUCACGAUGAAGCCCAACAAACGCUUCACGCCCGCCGAGGACUGCCUGUUCCUCAACAUCUUCGCGCCGUCCAACGCGACGGCCGAGUCGAAGCUGCCGGUCAUGUACUUCAUCCAGGGCGGCGGCUUCCAGUCCAACUCCAACGCCAACUUCAACGGCAGCGACCUGGCCGUGUUCGGAAACAUCCUGGUGGUCCAGGUCAACUACCGCGUCGGGCCCUACGGUUUCCUGCAGAGCAAGGAGGUGCAGGCCGGGGCGAGCAUGAACAACGGCUUGAAGGAUAUGAUCCAGGGGUUGAAGUGGCUGAAGCAACACGCCGCCGCUUUCGGAGGAGACCCGGAUCACAUGGUCAUGUCGGGCGACUCGGCCGGCGCGACGGCCGUCGCCAUGCUCCUCGCCGCGUUCGGGGACAACGAUCCGGGCCUGAUCAAGGGCGCCAUCAUGGAGUCGGUCUCGGUGGCGACCAUCCGCACGCUCGACGAGGGCCAGGAGCAGUACAACUGCCUCACCAACGCCACCGGCUGCAACAAGGAGGCCGACACCCUCGCCUGCCUCCGCGGCGUCGACGCCGCGGCUCUCCAGACGGAGGAGUGCCAGUUCAACCCCAACCUGGACGGCGAUCUCGUCAAGGCCUCGACGCUGCAGCUGUUCGCCGAGGGCAAGUACCUCAAGGUGCCGACCAUCGCCGGCACGUGCACCGACGAGGGCACCAAGAACGUCGACCAGAAGACGGACACGGUCGAGGCGGCCCUCAAGUCCAUCAACGACCAGGCCACGCAGUCCCUCAGCAACGCCUCCCUCGCCCUGAUCCAGGAGACCUUCCUCGACAAGCCGGGGCCCGUGUUCCCGGACUCGGGCAAGCUGUGGCGCCCGCUCGCCAACGUCUUCGGCGACUUCCGGCUCAACUGCGUCACCAAGGUCUUCCAGGACGCCAUGGCCCGCGACGGCGUCAAGACCUUCAACUACCGCUACGGCGUGCUCGACGACGAGCAGGAGGCCCUGGGCUUCGGCGCCUACCACACCGUCGAGCUCAACGGCGUCUUCGGGCCCAACAACACGGACGGCGGCCCGCCCAAGAGCUACUCGACCACCAACGCGCCCAUCGUGCCGCUGACCAUGGCCUACUGGGCCAGCUUCGUGCGCACCCUCGACCCGAACGCCGCCGCCGUCAUGCCCGGCAUGCCCGAGUGGAAGCCCUGGACCGUCGACGGCAAGGAGAGGCUCCUCUUCCAGAACAACACGGGCACCAUGGAGGCCAUGCCCGCCACCCAGCAGGACACCUGCGCCAUGCUGGCGCCCAUGAUCACCUUCAUCGAGACGCCGGCCACCGAGGCCCAGAAGGCCUCCGUGCAGCUGCAGAAGGUCUCCUCCGGCUCGUCGUCGUCCGCCGAAGACACGGGUAUGGGCAUGGGCAUGGGCAUGGGCAUGGGCAUGGGCAUGGAGUCGGGGUGUCCGGCGAAGGGAGCCGAGGGCAACGGGACGAAGCACGACGGGGGCAUGGAGUCCGGGUCGCCGAAGGGCGCCAAGGGCAACGGCACGAAACACGACGGGGGCAUGGGCGAAGGCGGGAAGGGAGGCGGCGGCGGCAAGGGAGGCGGCGGGAAGAACGGCACCAGCCCCGCCCCUUCGGGCACGCCGAUGCCCGCUCCCAGCUCCGCAACGAGCAUCGGCUACGGGUUCUCGGGGGUGUUGUCCGCCAUGCUCGUCGUGUGCGUCGGUCACGCCUUGCUGGCUUGGUAG